Molecule: messenger RNA, 516 nt
Organism: Neltuma alba
Lineage: Eukaryota; Viridiplantae; Streptophyta; Magnoliopsida; Fabales; Fabaceae
Product: toll/interleukin-1 receptor-like protein
Exons: 1
Coding region: 1-516 (171 amino acids)
Biological process (GO): signal transduction
Source: RefSeq, a predicted model, not a curated record
AUGUCACCGGACGGCCAUCUCAUUUCGUCGACCCCAGGAGCCUUCAGGCUCCGCUGGGACGUCUUCCUGAACUUCAGAGGUGCCGAUACUCGUCGUUGCUUCACUACUCCCCUUUACAACGCCCUCGAAUCUCGCGGCGUUCGGGUUUUCCUUGACGACUUUGAACUGGAUCGCGGUAACAAGAUAGACCCGAGUCUGUUUGAUGCCAUAGAUGACUCGGCCGCUUCGAUUAUCAUCUUCUCCCCGAGAUAUGCUUCUUCUCAUUGGUGUCUGGAUGAGCUCGCAAAGAUUUGGAACUGCGGGAGACUGAUUCUGCCGGUCUUUUUCAACGUCGACCCGAGUCAUGUUCGGAAACAAGAGGGUCCAUUCAGAAGAUACUUCAAGAAACACGAAGCCGAGAGGAGCAAAGAAGAGGUAAGCAGAUGGAGGGAAGCUUUGAAGAAAGUAGGUGGAAUUGCUGGUUUCCCUUUCUGGUAUCCCAGGUCAUUUCUGUUACUGAGUACUCCUCUGUGUUGA